Molecule: messenger RNA, 1283 nt
Organism: Labeo rohita (rohu)
Lineage: Eukaryota; Metazoa; Chordata; Actinopteri; Cypriniformes; Cyprinidae
Gene: mkrn2os.1
Product: MKRN2 opposite strand, tandem duplicate 1
Exons: 4
Coding region: 34-696 (220 amino acids)
Source: RefSeq, a predicted model, not a curated record
GGAGACCGCGCCUCUUAGACCACCUGAACACUCAUGGAGAAAACUGUGAUCAAAUACAGACAUUGUGGAAGAAACAUUUACAGUUUUUCAUGUUCAGAUGCCCCAUAUUCUCAUCGAAGGGAUGAUUCAGAGCGUCAGUGUCCGAUCUGUCUUCAGAGUCUCACAUUUGGACUUUUAGACGCACCUGUUGCGCUUCCCUGUCCGUUUAGAAAUGGACACACAGUCUCAUGUGCAUUUCUGAUAGGAUCCAUUCACGGACCAUCACAUCUUGGGGAAUGGAAUGACACUGAGAUUCAUGUGGGACUCUCAAAUUCAGGAGGUCUGGUCUAUAACUACACCCUGUCAGGGGUCCGGAGAGACGACCGUGGUUGGGAACAGUGUGUCUGCAUACAGCUCUGCCCUCCGUGGAGACAUGCGCUCAGGGAAUCAUGGGACAGAGAGCUGGAGCAGUUUUCUGCAUCGCCAAAAUGGGUUUCAGAGCGGUUUGAUGAGGAGAGGGAGUUUGGAUCGUGCUGUUACGGUUUCGCUCUGACCUUCAUAAACCACAUGCGCUCGCUGGAUGGGAAAGUGUCUCUGAGCAGAGAUGAGUUCACAGGAUCUCACGUUUUACCCAGAAUGAAGACUGUAUCAUUAUAUAUCAACAUCUAUCAUGCAAUAUUACAACAUGGAUUUUGUAUUGCAUCUCAUGACAUGUGAUACACUUUUCUUCAUUAAACACUGCAAGUGCAAUAUAUACAAGCUAAGAAAAAAGUACAAAAGCUGUCACUAUCGCAGAAUACUUUUUUAAAAGUUACCAAUAUGUGCCUUUAAAGGGAUAGUUCACCCAAAACAUGAAAUGUAUUGUUAAUUUACACACCCUCAGGCCAUCCAAGUAAAGAAGAUUUUUAGCUGAAACAUGGUCCUUGGUAAUUGAAAUAAUGCAAGUUAGCAGCUACCAUCACAAAAAAGCACAUACAGGCAACACAGCCUGUUGUAAGCCCAGUGCUGUAUGGACACCACAGUCAGCGUAGCGUGAUGUGUUUACAGGAUUCAUUUACCACAUGACAGAUGUGGCUCAGUUACUCAUGACAGGUUGUAAACCUGUAAAUACACGUUUUAAACAAAGACCUGGUUUUAAGUUGCAGUGAGACCCAUUUGUAUCAAUUCAGAAAAACAUAUUUGCAUGGUUUCCAGGAAAAUCAAGCUAUUAUAUAUUAUCACUGCAUAAAAAUAUAUUUCUAAGCACCAACAAAGGAGGAUCAUGUCUCUGUAUUAAUUAAUUGUGUGUCUGUUGAUAAAGAGUA